AGUGUGGGUUUAUAAAUGAUGAAAUAUUUGUGGAAUUAGUCAAUGCACUUGGUCAGUACAGUGAUGAUGAAGAUGACGAUGAUGACGACAAUGAUGAUGAUGAUGACAAUCUUGAUGGCAGAAAUGAAAAACAGAACACUGCAGAGACCAACAGAAUGGAGAAAGAGAGUCAUCCACCUCGGAAGUUUCCUUCUGAUAAGAUAUUCGAAGCCAUUUCUUCAAUGUUUCCUGAUAAGGGUACAGCAGAAGAAUUGAAAGAAAAAUAUAAAGAACUUACUGAACAACAACUUCCAGGAGCUCUUCCUCCAGAGUGCACACCAAACAUAGAUGGACCAAAUGCCAAAUCUGUUCAGAGGGAGCAGAGUCUACACUCUUUUCACACUCUUUUUUGUAGACGGUGUUUCAAAUAUGAUUGUUUCUUACAUCCAUUCCAUGCGACUCCUAACACUUACAAACGGAAAAAUACAGAAACUGCAAUAGAUAAUAAGCCUUGUGGACCUCAUUGUUAUCAACAUCUGGAAGGAGCUAAAGAGUUUGCUGCUGCUUUGACUGCUGAGAGAAUAAAAACACCACCAAAGCGUCCAGGAGGUCGCCGAAGGGGAAGGCUUCCAAAUAAUACCAGUAGGCCCAGCACACCAACCAUAAAUGUGCUAGAAUCAAAAGAUACAGACAGUGACAGAGAAGCUGGAACUGAAACUGGAGGUGAAAAUAAUGAUAAAGAAGAAGAAGAGAAAAAAGAUGAGACUUCAAGCUCCUCUGAAGCAAAUUCUAGGUGUCAAACACCAAUCAAGAUGAAGCCAAAUAUAGAGCCUCCAGAAAAUGUUGAAUGGAGUGGUGCUGAAGCUUCUAUGUUCAGGGUUCUCAUUGGUACCUAUUAUGACAAUUUCUGUGCAAUAGCCAGGUUAAUUGGAACCAAAACAUGCAGGCAGGUAUAUGAGUUUAGAGUAAAGGAAUCUAGUAUUAUUGCUCCAGCACCUGCUGAAGAUGUUGAUACUCCUCCAAGAAAGAAAAAAAGGAAACACAGACUGUGGGCUGCACAUUGCAGAAAGAUACAGCUAAAGAAGGAUGGAUCAUCUAAUCAUGUUUACAACUACCAGCCAUGUGAUCAUCCACGCCAGCCUUGUGACAAUUCAUGUCCAUGUGUCAUUGCACAGAACUUUUGUGAGAAGUUCUGUCAGUGCAGUUCAGAAUGCCAAAACAGAUUUCCUGGAUGCCGUUGUAAAGCACAAUGCAAUACAAAGCAGUGUCCUUGCUACUUAGCUGUACGUGAGUGUGAUCCAGAUCUCUGUUUGACAUGUGGAGCAGCUGAUCAUUGGGAUAGCAAAAAUGUGUCUUGCAAGAACUGCAGCAUUCAACGAGGGUCCAAAAAGCAUCUGCUGCUAGCACCUUCUGAUGUGGCAGGCUGGGGGAUUUUCAUUAAGGAUCCAGUGCAGAAAAAUGAAUUCAUCUCUGAAUAUUGUGGUGAGAUUAUUUCUCAGGAUGAAGCAGACAGAAGAGGGAAAGUCUAUGAUAAAUACAUGUGCAGCUUUCUAUUCAAUUUGAAUAACGAUUUUGUGGUUGAUGCAACACGGAAGGGUAACAAAAUAAGAUUUGCAAACCAUUCAGUCAAUCCCAACUGCUAUGCAAAAGUUAUGAUGGUUAAUGGAGAUCACAGAAUAGGAAUAUUUGCUAAGAGAGCCAUUCAGACUGGUGAAGAACUCUUUUUUGAUUACAGAUAUAGUCAGGCUGACGCCCUCAAGUAUGUAGGCAUUGAAAGAGAAAUGGAAAUCCCUUGAUACCAACUACCUCGCCUAUAAAACAGCUGCCUUAUCUUCAGGAGUUUCUACUACUGUGGGCAAUUUUAUUUUUAAAAACUGAAUUGAUGCAAUUUGGAAUGCAAAAUUUGCAAAGUACUGUAUCUGUAAUUUAUAUUGAGAUUUUAAAAUCAACUUUUUAAUGCCUUUUCACCAGCUGCAACAUGUUUUGUACCAUUGAUCUUUUACAAUACUGCAGUGUGGUACACUUUUUGAACCUUGAAUAAAGGAUACUUGAACUUUGAA
This is a messenger RNA of Crotalus tigris (Tiger rattlesnake), 2039 nucleotides long. RefSeq names its product enhancer of zeste 2 polycomb repressive complex 2 subunit (gene EZH2). Gene Ontology annotation, biological process: chromatin remodeling. The annotation marks the transcript as partial. Lineage: Eukaryota; Metazoa; Chordata; Lepidosauria; Squamata; Viperidae. Gene Ontology annotation, molecular function: histone H3K27 methyltransferase activity; protein binding. The transcript is spliced from 15 exons. The record is from RefSeq and is a predicted model, not a curated record.